Messenger RNA from Frankliniella occidentalis (western flower thrips), 926 nucleotides. It is a transcript of the gene CSN8, whose product is annotated as COP9 signalosome complex subunit 8. Lineage: Eukaryota; Metazoa; Arthropoda; Insecta; Thysanoptera; Thripidae. The record is from RefSeq and is a predicted model, not a curated record. Gene Ontology annotation, cellular component: COP9 signalosome. The coding region runs from base 140 to 697 and encodes 185 amino acids. The transcript has 4 exons. Gene Ontology annotation, biological process: protein deneddylation; COP9 signalosome assembly.
ACCCGAACCCGAAGUGAGUGAGUGAUUCGGUUUGGUUUUGGUUUCCGAUUGCCCGAUCCUUGACGGCCUCGCUCGUUUUUACAAUUCAUAGAAAAAUUGUCGGUUUAUUGUGUCGUAUGUAUAUCUGAUCAUAGUUGAAAUGAUUGCCGAAGAUCUUAUCUCUACCUGCGCUGAACUGGAACGACUGGAACUCAUAUCUCCUACCGGAGAAGCAACAGCUCAAGAAUAUGCCCAACUCUUAGCAAUCUACCUAUGUCAAAGUGAUUUGUGUAAUGCCAAAUUCCUUUGGAAACGAAUUCCUACAUCUUUGAAAAAUAGUCAUGAUGAGCUCUCUUUGAUAUGGAAAGUAGGUCAAUGUAUGUGGAAAAGAGAUUAUCCUGCAGCAUACAGUGCACUUCAAGUAUCAUGGUCAGAUAAUGUGCGUCAUAUCAUGUUAGCACUCCAGGAUGAACUACGUACAAGAGCUGUUGACCUAAUUGCUAAUGCAUAUUCUUCAAUUACUGUAAGUGACUUAUCUGCAAUGGCAGGCAUUAAUGAUAGAGAAGCUGAAAGACUUUCUAAUGCACGUGGCUGGAUAAUCGAUGCAGAAACUGAGAUGGUGCAUCCUGUUAGGCCACCACCAUCUUCUCAUGUCACAACAUCUAGUGAAGGACAACUAAAUAAGCUGACUGAUUAUGUGUCUUUUUUGGAAAACUGAGUAGGCUAAGAGUAAGAGUAUUAUCUAAGAUGUCUGUCUCUUUGGAACGUCUUGUAUAUUUUUCUUUUGUUGUGAUUGGUGGUCUCGCCUACACUUCUACUGUUGUUAAAAAAAUCUUGAGCCUCUUUUGCCACCCAUUCUGUGUUAAGUGGAAUGGGACUCAGAUUGUGUACUUUGAAAAACCUAUUUAUUGAAAAACAAAAUAACAGGUUGUCUUGUCUUAUUGAUA